AUGGCUUCAACCUGUGCAACCAACGCAACUAACCAGCAAGAGAGAAUCGCCUUUCUCAAAAAGCAAAUUGAUGAGGAAGAGCACAAAAUCCUCCUGGCACUCCAAGCCGAGACUCGCCGAGCGCACGAAGACUACAAGAACACCUUCGACAAACUCAUGAAGUCUACGAACGGCCAGAUCCUUAAUCGCCUUCAAAUCUUCCCGACCAUAGUCACUCAUCUCUCGCAGAGUAUCGCCAAUCGCAAUGUCAACGAUUACGUUUUCGCCUCAAACUCUGCAAUCAAAGGCCUACUGAUGACUUCGCUGCAGACAGUUAUGAUGGGAAUAGAGGACCUUUACGACCAGGGCGAGAUGUUCCUCUCGGGAGACGAAUUGGAGAAAUUCGGAUUUUCAAAGAAAGAAAAGGAUGCUGAACUCGAGCGCCAUCGCUUGGAGAUCCAAGCCAUGGUUGACAAGAUUGUAUUCCUGGAGGCACAACUUGCCGAUGUUGAGGAGAAAUCCCGAAAGAAGAAUGUCAGCGAAAAGAAUUCUUCCGUCAAGAAACCAAUUGCGGCCAACCUUGCAGAAUUACGCGAAGACUGCGAGGCGGCCGUGAUCAAACUCGAGGGCCACAUUAUCUAUCUCCUCCGAAACCAGUUCAACUUCAUGUUCUUUCAAUUCGAGAGGCUGGUCGAUUUCGACAGCCCAUUGAUGAAGCCAUUUCGCGAUGCCCAUGGCGAUUCCAACUCCACUGUUACAAAGAUGCACCUCAUAUUCAACAAACUCCCCGAGAAUAUCGAUGCUUCUAGGCGUACCCAACUCGUCAAGGAAUUGACCGCUGGUGUCAGUCAGCUUCGCCAAACAUACGACAACGGCCACAAAAUCUUUCUCGAAUGCACAGGAUGUGCUAUCACUGCACUUGAUCCGAACCUCCCAUCAUAUUCCAAGAAGGAGAAUUUGGAGAGAAGAGCGCAAGGAAUGAAGGCCUUGAUUUUCGACUUCGAAGAAUUUGACUGCCGAGUUGCUUGGGCUCAUGCCGAGAUGCAACGAUAUCGUGACGAGAUCAGCAAGCUGGACAACCAACCGUGGGAUGAAGAGAUACUUGCCGACGCUGCAAAGGAUGCUGACGAGCAUAAGGAGAAGUUGGUUCAAGAACUGAUUACGUUGAGGCGGGGAAGGUGCUCGGUGAUCGAUUGUGAUUGCAUCGAGAGGGAGAAGAGAUUGAAUGCUGUUAUGUCUGGAGUUGGCACACAGAUGAGAAACAAAUACGACAGGGAGAUGGUGGAGGAGCUUUUGGCUGGCUCAGAGCCGUGGAAGGAGGAGAUGGAAGAGUUCGAAGAGAGAAGGGUGGCAUCUUGCCCACGGUGUCAAGAAGAAAGAGCUCAAGCUUCAGGCGCAAGCACAGUCUAG
Molecule: messenger RNA, 1389 nt
Organism: Hyaloscypha bicolor E
Lineage: Eukaryota; Fungi; Ascomycota; Leotiomycetes; Helotiales; Hyaloscyphaceae
Exons: 2
Coding region: 1-1389 (462 amino acids)
Source: RefSeq, a predicted model, not a curated record